Messenger RNA from Verruconis gallopava, 1531 nucleotides. RefSeq lists its product as uncharacterized. The coding region runs from base 140 to 1138 and encodes 332 amino acids. NCBI's taxonomy places the organism in Eukaryota, Fungi, Ascomycota, Dothideomycetes, Venturiales, Sympoventuriaceae. The record is from RefSeq and is a predicted model, not a curated record. The transcript is spliced from 4 exons.
GGCAGCUUCGUUUCCUCUCGACUGUUCAUCUGUGAAUCGCGCAGUCAUCAAUCAAUUCUUAUCCGUGGUGUCUGAUGCUCUUUAUCCCGACGAGCUCUGCAAAUGGAAGACCAGCACAAACGUGUAUUGGCUGCAAGUUAUGUUCUUAGAUCGUAUAUCAUUCCACACUUCGAUCGCGGUCAUGGCUACAAUGAAUGCGUUCUUCUUCAAUUACGAAUCGCUUCCAAUGCAAAUUUCUCACCAUCUGAGUCAAGCAGUUCGCUUGGUCAACGAACAAGUCAAAUCACUUGAAUUCACCGACUCUACUCUGUCCGUCGUCAACUUCCUCAUUGUUCAAGGUUUAGUUCAGGAAGAUUUGGAACGUGCAGCUAUUCACCGAGAAGGCUUACAACGUAUUGUCGAAGUGCUCGGAGGACUCUCUAAACUCAAACUUCAUCCUACUCUACUUUUGAAAAUUCACAAAACCGAUAUAGACCUUUCGUUGCACGAUGGCUCGCCAACUCAUUUCUACCGCGAUAAAAUGGCUGAAAUAAAGACAACUCUCCGCGAACGAGGUUAUGUCUUGGCCGAUAAGUCAGUUCCAUUCACCACCAGUCUGUCUACGACUGCUCCCGAACUUGCUGGCAUACUACAGGAUACAAUUUGCAUCACGGCGUUAUUUAAUGACAAAGAUGUCGACUUCAAGGUCGACCCUCAUACACUUGCGGAGAUUACGGUAUCCAUCGGCUACCGCUUAUUGAAAUUCAGAACGCUGAAUGAUACACGCCAAGACAACGCAUUGGAAGCAGCUUUUCACAUUGGCAUUGCAACGUUCCUCUCCACGCUCUACAUACAGUUCGGGAAUCGUCGCUUUCUAAAGUAUCAUCUCGUAGGUACGCGUCUAUGUGAGGUCAUAGAAAAUGGUCUGGGCAAAGAAAAUGCCAGUGUAAUGCUUUGGUUGGUUUUUCUAGGUGGCAUAUCUGUUCUCUCCAAUGUCGACCGCGACUGGCUUACGCGAACUGUGCAUGUGGUGACACAAGCACUUCGUAUUACAACGUGGGAGGAAAUUCAGGACCACCUGCUUGGUUACCCGUGGGUUAGUGAACUUCAUGACAAACCGGGAAUGGCUGUGUGGAAAUCAAUUGCCGAUCUUUCAUGACAGUUUAAAUCAAGAAGUGGAAGACAUGUUCGGAAUUACCAUGGACUUUGACGGCAAUAAGUUAAAUCCAAUUAGAGAGAUGUUAACCACUGACCUAGAGCUGAAAGCUCCUCGGGAGACAUUCUAGGUCGUUUACAAAGAUUCUGGCCAAUAAGAGAAGUAUACCCAAAAGUGGACUAGUCCUUCAGACAACCCAAUCAUGCCUCAGGUCGCUCUCUUCAGCUCCUCCGGAUUGCGAUCAUCAGAAUUGCAUGGCGGCAUCAGGCUUAUCGCCGUUGUUUGAGCCGUUUGGUCAGUUAUCGCUAUGGAGAAACCUCGUGCCGAAAUGUCUCGCGGUUCAGUAGAGCUGUGUAUAAAAGGCGGCUUGCCCUUAUUGUAGACGAAGAGAACAAC